Molecule: messenger RNA, 1728 nt
Organism: Naegleria lovaniensis
Lineage: Eukaryota; Heterolobosea; Eutetramitea; Acrasida; Naegleriidae
Exons: 1
Coding region: 1-1728 (575 amino acids)
Biological process (GO): snRNA transcription by RNA polymerase III; snRNA transcription by RNA polymerase II; positive regulation of transcription by RNA polymerase III
Cellular component (GO): transcription elongation factor complex
Source: RefSeq, a predicted model, not a curated record
AUGGUUGAAGAAGAACAAGCAAUUUAUCGAAAAGCGUUAUUUGACGAUGCGUGGAAUAAUAGGCUCGUAAGAUAUUUUCACACCGAUCCUUACAUUAUGGAACAAGUUGAGAAAAUGAAACAAAAAAAGAAGCUCGAUCGAUUAGUACCACCUACAAGUGUCGCUUCUAAUUUCCAGGAUAUGAAGCACGUCCUUCCACGACAUUUUGAGCUUGUCAAAUCGAUGAAUCUAUUUAAUUUGCAAGCAACCAAGAUGUUGGUUUCAACGCCCGCUGGUGCAAGUUCUCUGCAAAAUUUUGCUGAUCCAAUUUUGAAAUUUUCCAAAACUAUUUAUCACACUUCAGACAAGUACUUUACCUAUCAUAGAAACACUCUUAUUUAUCAACAAGAGAGUGCAGAACAAAUAGAUGUAGAUGAUACUGCUGAUGAGACAUCUUCAACCGUUAAACCUGUCAAGAUACCAAAAUUACCUAUCAGCACCAAUAUUUACAAAGUGGAUGACCCAUCCUUGAAUCCUAUAUCUGCCAUGGAUAACUCAUCAGCAGUCUCCACCGAUCACUCAGCUAUUAAUGUUGUCUAUGAUCCUCUCAAGCAUUUACAAAAAUCCACAUCUUCCAUGAAUGUAUAUUUACACCGUAAUUUACCACAAGUGUCAGAUGAUUGCAUUAUUAAUGAUAUUAUAUUACCAAGGUUUCCAGAAAUUGAUUUCGUUUGUGCAAGCAGCGCAAUGUCUGCACUUGUGAAUACUUUAGGUCCUAACUUCUCAGAGGAAUGGUGUAUUCCAGUAAUUGCUAAACCUUAUUCUAGCUCUACGACUAGUGGUGAUACAACCGUGUCACAAAACAAGUUUACAAUAUUCUUAGAAAAACCCUUACUCAAAAAAGUAUGGACGCAACGAGAUGUGAAUCAAAUGUAUUACAAGUAUGCGAUCAAAACAGUCUCUCUCAGAGAGCCAUUGAUUCAUGUUCCCUCAAAGACAACCAUUCCCACUUUAAAUCUCGACGAGCAACAAUCAUGCGAAAAUUUUUCACAGUUAGAACUCAUGCAUCGUGAUGGAGAACCAAUUUCAUAUAAUUUAUUUACACUUGGAAAUUGGAAAAUAUUAUUUCGAACAAAAAUAGAUGGAGCGUAUAAUGACGUCAAAACAGAUCGAGCAACUGUUGUGAAAUUAAUCACCAAACUUGAAUAUCAAACAGAGAAAGGACUUGAACUUUCAACACAAAGCGAAUUGGCAAAAUGGUGGACCAAUGUCUUUUUGAGACCUGCUUCUGCAAUUAUUGUGAAUCGAGUAGAUGUAGCACAAAAUAGAGUUUGUAGAACAGAAUUCAAACGAGUCAAAGAUGUGCUUCCAGAAGUAGAGGAUGAAGAGGAAGAAAAUGAAAGAUAUUGGUCCAAUGUGUUGACAUCAAAUUUGUCAUCUCAUGGAGUGGCUGGAGGAGGUGCAAAUUGUGGAUUUCAACCACAAUUAUCCAUUCAAACUGUGUAUGGAGUGUUGACAGAAUUGAUGAAUCUCAUCUCUACAUUUAAUGCGCACAACUUGCUUGAUUAUCGAUUUUUGAUUCAAAAGAUGGCCAACGAACCAUAUAUUCACUUGUUGGUGGAACAUAGAAAAUCAUCCUCAGUUGAUUCGUUGAUACCAAGAAGUCAAAAAUUUUAUUAUGAUCUGCACAUGGAUUAUGAGAAACAUGGAGGAGUAAACGAUCUAAAUAAGAUGGAUUACAUUCCUUGA